GAAGUUGAUGUGUCAUUGUUCGUUUCGUUGACUCUGGUGCUGGUCCUGCUCGCUCGCUCGGCCUCUGGUCGUCGCCAUGGUGCAGGUGAUGGAGUCGCAGUGCGAGUAUUUUAUGUACUUCCCGGCUGUGCCCAUCACGGACCUGUCGGACCCGGCCCGGUACCGGAGCCUACCCCGCCGGAGCCACCUCUACCUGGGCGAGACCGUCCGCUUCCUGCUGGUGCUGCGCUGCAGAGACGCGGGGGCGACACCGACCGAGCAGGGCCCCGGGGGCGCUGAUGGGGCAGCAGUAAACUUUGGGACAGAGUCGGCUGGUAGUCGAGCUUGGAGGGAGCUGGCAGGCUCUCUGUGUGCUGUGGCCAGCGUGAGUCCAGGUGAGAACAACCGCCAUCGAGGGAACUACCACCGGCAUCACGAUUACCAGAGCAGUGGGGACGAGGACGCAGAAGACGACUACAUCGCUGCUGCUGAGGCUGCCAUUGCGGCACUGGGCAGCAGGGUGGACUCGCGCUGUCGGAGCUUCAGGGACUGCAAACCUCUGAUGAUCCACAACUCAUCUGGGACGGCCUCCAGGGAGUUCCGCAGGGCACCUGUCCAGUCUCCUUUAGAUGAGCCAGUGGUCCUACCAGAUGAGGUGAUCUUCCCUCUCACCUUCUCUCUGGACAAACUUCCUGUCAACACCCUGAAGGUCAAGGUGAUGGUGACGGUGUGGAAGAAAGAAGCUGAGAAGGUGGAGGUCCAGGAGCUGGGCUACCUGAAUGUCCUGCAGCAGCGAGAGCCAUCACACACCUUCAGACAUGACCUGAACACCUUCAAAGCUCAGGUGAGCACCACGCUGACCGUGCUGCCGCCACCGACGCUGCGUUGUAAACAGAUGACGGUUUCUGGGAGACACCUCGCCAUUCUGAAAGUGCUGAAUGAAUCUUCUCAGGAGGAGGUGAACAUUCGAGGCAUUCGCAUCCUACCCAACCUGAACGCCUCCUACCUUCCUAUGAUGCCCGACGGCUCUGUGCUGCUCGUCGACAACGUUUGUCAUGAGUCUGGUGAGGUCGGCAUGGCGUCCUUCAGUCGUGUGGAGAGUCUGGCCUGCCACCUUCCCAGCAUGCUCAGCGCUUUGGAAGAGCAGGAUUUCCUGUUCCAGCUGCACUUGAACGAAACGCUGCCAGACGAGUCCAGUGAGGGCCUGGAGGUUCCACUUGUUGCUGUGCUGCAGUGGUCAACUCCCAAGAUGCCUUUCACCAACUGCAUCUACACUCACUACAGACUUCCCAGUAUCCGUCUGGACCAGCCGCGGUUCGUCAUGACGGCUGUUUGUCCCAGUUCCGUCAGAGUGAAGGAGAGGUUCAAGGUCAAAUAUGUUCUGCUGAACAACCUGCAGGACUUUCUGGCUGUUCGACUCGUUUGGACUCCUGAAGUAGGUCGUGGUCAGACUGAAGACUCGGCGCUGUCGGCAGUGGUUUGUCACACUCCACUCAGUAACCUGGGUCAGUGCCGGAGAGGAAGUACUCUUUCUUUCAGCGUGCCCUUCCAGAUCCUGAAACCUGGGUUGUACGAGCUGAGUCAGCACAUGAAGCUGAAGCUGCAGUUCACAGCGUCGGUCUCCAACCCAACGCCCGACGCUCGGCCGUUGUCACGUAAAAACAGCCCAUCCAGCCCUGCGGUCCGAGACCUGCUGGACCGGCACCAGGCCAGUCUGGGUCGAUCUCAGUCCUUCUCACACCAGCAACCGUCUCGCUCUCACAUCAUGAGCAGGACGGGCAGCGCCAUGGAGCGACGGGCCAUCACUCCUCCUGUUGGCUCUCCGGUGGGUCGGCCGCUCUACCUGCCACCGCAGGACAAAACAUUGCUGUCGCUAGAAAAGAUCGUGAAACGGGAGUGUAAGGUUCUGGUGGUCGAUCCAGUCAGCUAGGACCCGGAUUACCAGAACCAUUAAAAAAAUGGACCAAAGCACUGGAAACAGAAAACUACUGAGCGGGUAACAUUCCUCUGCUGGAUCAGUGGUUGUGAUCCAACACACGAAGUGACUUUGAUUAUUUAAUGUUUUAAUGUAUUUGUUUUUUUUAUGGUUCUGGAAGCUGAUCCAGUAUUAAGCUGUAAAGUCCUGACAUUUCCAAGUUCUACUGAACCAACUGAGUUUUCCCUCCAAGUCCAGUCGAGCUGAGAAUGCAGCUCAGAACCAGAGGGUCCAUAGCGGUCAGCAUCAAACUGCUGAUGAUUUCAUGCAUUUUCAGGGAAUUUUCCAGGGAAAAGCUGGAGAACCGGGACUGUGGGAUAAAGUGUUCCACGGUCUUGAUUUCAGUGUUACCAUCACUUCCGUUAACUAUCAGUGACAUUUGACCUCGCGGGUCAGUCCGACCCAGCUGCUGUUCCUGCUAACAGGAGUUCAAUAAACGUCUGUAAAACAA
Molecule: messenger RNA, 2405 nt
Organism: Nothobranchius furzeri (turquoise killifish)
Lineage: Eukaryota; Metazoa; Chordata; Actinopteri; Cyprinodontiformes; Nothobranchiidae
Source: RefSeq, a predicted model, not a curated record